CCGGCCGAUAGCAGACGCGGAGACCAAACACCAAAGGCGACUAAAAGAAAGACCCCUGGUCUGCAUGCAGAAACCAACCACCAGGCUAUAGCCUAGCUUGAUAAAAUCAUAUACUUGCACGAAGAGCUAGCUGUAACUGUAAUAGCCACCGGCCAUGGCCAUGGUUAUGGGUUCCGGGAGCAGUCUCCUCCUCAGCCUCGCCUACCUGCUCUGUGUCUAUGUUGCCCAUGUCACCUCGCUUAGCUUCGACUACAACUUCUCCAUCCCCGGCGUCCUCACUAGCGCUGACAUCAAGUACAUGUCUGACGCCAGUGGUGGCAGCGACCGGAUCGACCUGACGAACGACACCAUCUGGAGCACCGGCCGUGUGGCGUACAGGCAGCCGGUGCAGCUCUGGGACGACGCCGGCAAGGUCGCCAGCUUCACCUCCAACUUCACCUUCGCUAUCAAGCCGCACAACAGCACCAACCAGGCCGACGGCAUGGCGUUCUACGUCGGGCCGUGGCCGCCGAACCUGCCGGGUGACUCCACAGGCGGCUUCCUCGGUCUCUUCAACAACCCCAACAACCCGGCGAACACCGUCUUCCCGCCGACCGUCGCCGUGGAGUUCGACGCGUUCAGGAACGACGGCUGGGACCCCAACAACACCGCGAACCAUCUUGGCGUGGACGUCAAUAACAUCACGUCCCGUGCGUACAUGGCGCUGCCGGCCGGGAGCUUCAACGGGACCAUGUCGGCGUGGGUCAGAUACGACGCCGACAUGACCACGCUGUCGGCGACCCUUCGCUUCGACGAUCUGCCGGAGCUCGGCCUCUACAACGUCAGCGCGAUCGUCGACUUCAAGGACGCCGGGCUGCCGCCGGACGCGGCGGUCGGGUUCUCGGGAGCCACCGGAGAUUUCAUCGAACGCCACCAGAUCCUUUCUUGGUCGUUCGAGUCCACUCUCACCGGCGUCGUCGUCAACGAGACCCAAAACAGAACUACAAAGAUGAAAAACAUAAGCUUAAUAGCCGGACUGGUAUCCACCGGGAUCGCCGUUCUGCUUGUCGUAGCGGUGUGCGUGUGCCUCGGCUAUUGCAGAUACCUAAAAAGGCAGAGUGCGAAACAAAUACAAGAGGCACCACAAGGCACAGACAUGGACGACGAGUUUGAGAAGGGGACAGGGCCUCGAAGAUUCUCCUACACCCAACUGUCACAGGCGACACACGGAUUCUCCGACGACGAGAAGCUCGGCGAGGGCGGCUUCGGAUCAGUCUACCGUGGGUACCUGCAGGACCAGGGGCUCCAUGUAGCCAUCAAGAGGGUCUCCAAGACGUCGAGACAAGGGAGGAAGGAGUACAUCUCCGAGGUGACCAUCAUAGGCCGUCUCAGGCAUCGCAACCUCGUGCAGCUUGUUGGGUGGUGCCACGAGGCCGACGAGCUCCUGCUCGUGUACGAGCUCAUGACGAAUGGCAGCCUCGACGACCAUCUCUACAGCACGAGUGACAUUCUAACAUGGCCAGUCAGGUACAACAUCAUUCUUGGCAUGGGCUCCGCUCUCCUGUACCUUCACCAGGAGUGGGAGCAGUGCGUGGUGCACCGGGACAUCAAGCCGAGCAACGUGAUGCUGGACGCCUCGUUCAACGCCAAGCUCGGCGACUUCGGCCUGGCCCGCCUCGUCAACCACAGCGACGCCGCGCACACCACGAUGCUCGCCGGCACCAAGGGGUACAUAGACCCGGAGUGCGUGGUGACCUGCCGCACGAGCGCCCAGUCCGACGUCUACAGCUUCGGCGUCGUCCUCCUCGAGAUCGCCUGCGGCAGGAAGCCCGUCGUCCCGCAGGAGGACGACGACGACGACAAGGUGCUGCUCGUGCACUGGGUCUGGGACAUGUACGGCAGAGGCGAGCUCCUCGGCGUCGCCGACGCGCGGCUGCACGACGCCGACGACGUGCUGGAGAUGGAGCGGACGCUGGUGGUGGGGCUCUGGUGCGUGCACCCAGACCGCGCGUCCAGGCCUUCCAUCAGGCAGGCCAUGAGCGUGCUGCAGUUCGAGGCGCCUUUGCCGGAGCUCCCGCUGGAGAUUCCCGUGGCGACGUACGGACAGCCUAGUAUUUUCAGAGGAAGUUACCGGUCGAGUACCACAUCUUCGUCGUCCGUCAGUGGAAACACUCCAGCAGGCCACUCAUCGGCUAGUGAUGGGACGGCGGACUCGUCGGUGAAGAGUGACACCCAAGGGAGACGCUCUUUUGUCACUUCCAACACGAGGAAUACAGCAAGAGACAGUGUACGAGAAUCCACCUCGUCAUCACCCAGUCGUGUCUCGGACCGGUCCAGCACUCGUUCAAGCGGUGGACGUACUCUCGGACAGGACUGAGGAAUUUCGUACCACACUCUAUUCUUCGUAGCUUGUAUGAUUUUGAAUAGGCCUAUAUAUUGCCCGUCGUCUAUCA
Molecule: messenger RNA, 2432 nt
Organism: Sorghum bicolor (sorghum)
Lineage: Eukaryota; Viridiplantae; Streptophyta; Magnoliopsida; Poales; Poaceae
Product: L-type lectin-domain containing receptor kinase IX.1
Exons: 3
Coding region: 155-2356 (733 amino acids)
Biological process (GO): protein phosphorylation
Cellular component (GO): plasma membrane
Molecular function (GO): carbohydrate binding; ATP binding; protein kinase activity
Source: RefSeq, a predicted model, not a curated record